This is a messenger RNA of Danio aesculapii, 1197 nucleotides long. Its product is annotated as gastrula zinc finger protein XlCGF8.2DB-like. The coding region runs from base 118 to 1197 and encodes 359 amino acids. Gene Ontology annotation, molecular function: DNA-binding transcription factor activity, RNA polymerase II-specific; RNA polymerase II cis-regulatory region sequence-specific DNA binding. Gene Ontology annotation, biological process: regulation of DNA-templated transcription. Lineage: Eukaryota; Metazoa; Chordata; Actinopteri; Cypriniformes; Danionidae. The record is from RefSeq and is a predicted model, not a curated record. The transcript is spliced from 3 exons.
UGUGACGUCAUCAGGCGGCGCCGCUUCAGUGCUGUGAUUCAACUGGAGAAAGGAUAAAGUGUCCAAACACAGAGAAAAACUCCUGCUGAAGCGACUGAUCUCCACACUGUUAUAAAGAUGGCGUUUAUUAAAGAGGAGAGUGAAGAUGUGAAGAUUGAAGAAACAUUCACAGUCAAACGGGAAGAUCUGCAGGAACAAACAGACCUGAUGGUGCUGAAAGAGGAGACUCAUCAAUGGAACGAAGUGAAAGAGAAACAGCAGUUUAAGAAACCCCAAGAAAUAACGACUGAUGAAAAACCCACACUGUCUAAAAGGACUUCAUCACGCGGAAGACUUCGGAAAUCCAAAUCUAGGUGUAAUUUCAACUGUAAACUGUGUAGAAAGAGUUUCACUAAAAAGUCCAAGCUUGAUGUUCACAUGAGAGUUCACACAGGAGAGAAACCUUACACCUGUGAACAGUGUGGAAAGAGUUUUGGUCAAAUACAAGGCUUUAAAACCCACAUAAUAAUUCACACUGGAGAGAGGCCGUACACAUGCCAACCGUGUGGAAAAAGCUUCUGUCAUGCAGGAAACUUGGCAGCGCACAUGAGAAUUCACACUGGAGAGAGGCCGUACGCAUGCCAACAGUGUGGAAAAAGCUUCAAUAAUACAGGAAACUUGGCAGUGCACAUGAGAAUUCACACUGGGGAAAAGCCUUACUCUUGCCCUCAGUGUGGAAAGAUUUUUAAACAAAAUGGCACCCUUGAAGUCCACAUGAGAACACACACUGGAGAGAGAAGUUUUACUUGCACACAGUGUGGGAAAAAUUUUUCUCAAAAACAAAACCUUGACACCCACAUGAGGAUUCACACUGGAGAGAAACCUUACACAUGCACAGAGUGUGGAAAAAGUUUCCCAUAUAAAAGCACACUCAAACACCACAUGAUAAGUCACGCCAGAGAGAAGCCGUUUGUAUGUGCUCAGUGUGGAAAGAGCUUCACAACCAAAGCUAGCCUCAUGAACCACAUGGAUGGUCACACUGGAACCAUAGUGUUCACAUGUGAUCAGUGUGGAAAGAGUCUCACACGCAAAGACUCCAUUAAGCAACACAUGAAGACUCACUCAGGAGAGGAUCGUUUUAGAUGCAGUGAGUGUGGAACGGGCUUUAAACAUAAAAGAAUCCUCAGCACUCACAUGAAGCUUCACAAUGGUGAUUAG